AGAUGGAGGCAGAGUCGCGAUUCGGUUUACCCGCCAACUUGUUCAAACGUCUUCCUCCAUUCCCGGACUCACUUUCUCUCUCUAUCUCUACAACGCCACCACCACACAAAAAUCUCAACACACCAUAACAAACCAUAACCACUGCACUUGCACUGCACGCAACUCUCAUUUCCACAAUGGCAACUCUCUCUGAAACCUACGCUUGUGCCCCUUCCACCGAACGAGGCCGCGGCAUUCUCAUCUCCGGUGAUCCCAAAACCAACAACAUCCUCUAUUGCACCGCGCGAUCCGUCAUUAUUCGUAACCUCGAUAAUCCCUUACAAGUCUCCGUUUACGGCGAACAUUCUUAUCCUGUCACCGUCGCACGAUACUCCCCCAACGGUGAAUGGAUCGCGUCGGCUGAUGUCUCCGGUACCAUACGUAUCUGGGGGACGCACAAUGAUUAUGUUCUCAAGAAUGAGUUUCGAGUUCUCUCUGGCCGGAUCGAUGAUCUUCAGUGGUCCGCUGAUUGCCAGAGGAUCGUUGCGUGUGGAGAUGGAAAGGGAAAAUCAUUUGUUCGCGCCUUUAUGUGGGAUUCAGGUUCCACUGUUGGUGAUUUUGACGGCCAUUCGCGACGGGUACUAAGUUGCGCGUUUAAACCAACAAGGCCAUUCCGCAUUGUCAGUUGUGGUGAAGAUUUUUUAGCAAAUUUUUAUGAAGGUCCACCUUUCAAGUUCAAUAUGUCCAUCAGGGACCAUACGAAUUUCAUCAAUUGUGUUAGAUAUUCUCCGGAUGGGAGCAAAUUUAUUACAGUUAGCUCAGACAGGAAAGGUAUUAUAUACGAUGGAAAAACUGGGAAUAAACUUGGAGAAUUUUCAGAACAGGAUGGUCACAAGGGCAGCAUAUAUGCUGUUAGUUGGAGUCCUGACAGUAAACAGGUUCUUACGGUGUCUGCUGACAAGUCUGCAAAAGUAUGGGAUAUUGAUGAGAAUGGUAGUGGAACGGUACACAAGACAUUGGCACAUACUGAAUCUGGUGGGGUGGAAGACAUGCUCGUUGGUGGUCUUUGGCAAAAUGAUCAUCUGCUUACUAUCUCCCUUGGGGGCACGAUUUAUUUAUACACUGCUAAGGAUCUAGAUCAAAGUCCAAAGUCUCUAUCUGGUCACAUGAAGAAUAUCACCGUUUUGAAUCUGCUUAACAAAAGUGAAAAGAUGCUUCUGUCCAGCAGUUAUGAUGGAGUGAUCAUUAGAUGGAUUCCAGGCAUUGGGUAUAGUGGUAAGUUUGACGGGAAACAAUUUGGAUUAAUCAAAUCGUUAGCAGCUGCUGAAGAAGAAGUUGUUACUUCUGGAUUUAACAACAAGGUAUACAGAGUUCCUCUUCAUGGGGAUGGUUUUGGUCCUGCUGAGGAAGUUGAUGUUGGAAGCCAGGCUAAGGAUUUGUGCCUUGCACUUAAUUCCCCUAAUCUUGCUCUUAUUGCAAUUGAGUCCGGGGUUGUCUUUCUUGACGGUUCAAAAAUUGUGACCACAGUAAACCUUGGCUUUGUUGUCAGCGCCUGUACUAUUUCACCUGAUGGCAGUGAAGCAAUUGUAGGCGGGCAAGAUGGUAAACUGCAUAUUUAUUCUAUCUCAGGAGAUACACUUACAGAACAAACUGUUCUUGAGAAGCACCGAGGUGCAAUUAGCGCAAUUAAAUAUUCUCCAGACGUUUCCAUGUUUGCGUCAGCUGAUCUGAAUCGUGAAGCUGUUGUGUGGGACUGCGUUUCUAGAGAGGUAGUUCUUAAUAAUAUGCUGUUUAACACUGCACGUAUAAACUGCAUUGCUUGGUCGCCUGAUAGUAAACUGGUAGCUACUGGAUCACUUGAUACAUGUGUCAUUAUAUAUGAAAUCGGAAAGCCAGCAUCAAGCCGUAGAACCAUAAAAGGUGCUCAUUUAGGUGGAGUCUACGGAUUGACUUUUAUUGAGAAUGAAAGAGUUGUGAGUUCAGGAGAAGAUAGUUGCAUUCGUGUUUGGAAUUUGAAUGCAGAAUAAACCAGCAUCAGAACCUACCAAUGCAUUUUGCAGUUUUGUGGUAAGAAACGGAUUGCUGUGCAGUAUUACAUGAUGAUUAUCUUCACUGUUCUGCAAUGAUUAUGCAGUGGCAAGAAUAGUUGAGGAUACAAUAGUGUCUAGGUGUCUAUUUUUGACGGAUUUCUCCUUGAACUAACAAUCUUAUUUUUUUAUUAUUGAAGUUGAUUUAGAUCUGCAGAAGUGGGGUAUUUCUAGUUAUUUCCAAAGAAAUUGGCAACAACUGGUUUUUGUCUAAGCAAACUGGUUCCUUUAUUUUGCCUAUUAAAGCAGUUUAAUUCAUUUAGUUUUUGAAUAAGUGAAUCUUGUCCCCCUAGGCAUUUGUAGAGUAAGUAAGUACACUCCCUAGCCU
Messenger RNA from Lathyrus oleraceus (garden pea), 2394 nucleotides. RefSeq names its product actin-interacting protein 1-2. Gene Ontology annotation, biological process: actin filament depolymerization. The coding region runs from base 177 to 2006 and encodes 609 amino acids. The transcript has 6 exons. Gene Ontology annotation, cellular component: cortical actin cytoskeleton. Gene Ontology annotation, molecular function: actin filament binding. Lineage: Eukaryota; Viridiplantae; Streptophyta; Magnoliopsida; Fabales; Fabaceae. The record is from RefSeq and is a predicted model, not a curated record.